GUCAGUCUUAUGAAAUCCGUCUACUUGAGAAUAGGAAAUUGGGAGAGUUUCAAGAUUUAAACACAAAAUAUGUAAAGAGCAUAAUUCGUGUAGUUUUCCAUGAUCGACGCCUGCAGUACACAGAGCAUCAGCAGCUCGAGGGCUGGAGGUGGAGUCGGCCUGGGGACCGCAUCCUUGAUAUAGAUAUUCCGCUGUCUGUUGGUAUCUUGGAUCCCAGGGCCAGCCCAACCCAGUUGAACACUGUUGAAUUUCUGUGGGAUCCAUCAAAGAGAGCCUCAGCAUUCAUUCAGGUACAUUGCAUCAGCACAGAAUUUACUCCACGGAAACAUGGAGGAGAGAAAGGGGUGCCCUUCCGGGUGCAAAUCGACACCUUUAAGCAGAAUGAAAAUGGUGAAUACACAGAACACUUGCAUUCUGCGAGCUGCCAGAUCAAAGUGUUCAAGCCUAAAGGAGCAGACAGAAAACAGAAGACUGACAGGGAAAAAAUGGAGAAGAAGACUACUCAAGAGAAGGAGAAGUAUCAGCCUUCUUAUGAGACAACUAUUCUCACAGAGUGCUCUCCCUGGCCUGAUGUGCCUUAUCAGAUGAACAAUGCUCCAUCUCCAAGCUACAACAGUUCUCCCAACAGCUUCAACCUUGGAGAUGGCAACAGUUCUCCAACCCACCAAGUGGAGCUCCUGCCUCCCAGCAAUGAUCAUCUCCUUCCUUCUGCUUCUAUUCAAGAUGCCCAGCAGUGGCUUCAUCGUAAUAGGUUCUCUCCAUUCUGUAGACUCUUCUCAAGUUUUUCGGGUGCUGACUUACUGAAGAUGUCCAAAGAAGAUUUUGUUCAAAUCUGUGGGCCUGCUGAUGGAAUUCGGCUCUUUAAUGCAAUCAAAGGAAGAAAUGUAAGGCCCAAGAUGACAAUUUAUGUCUGUCAAGAACCAGAGCAUAACAGGUCCCAUCUCCACCAAAAACGAGAAAAUGGAGAUGGCAGUCUUUGUGUAUAUCAUGCAAUCUUCUUGGAAGAAUUGACCACGCUGGAAUUAAUUGAGAAGAUUGCCAACUUGUACAGCAUUUCUCCACAGCAGAUAAAUCGAAUCUAUCGUCAGGGACCAACAGGGAUCCAUGUAUUAGUGAGCAAUGAGAUGGUGCAAAACUUCCAAGAUGAAUCUUGUUUUGUUAUCAGCACAUUAAAAGCUGAAAGCAAUGAUGGCUACCACAUCAUUUUAAAAUGA
Phaethon lepturus (White-tailed tropicbird) is the source of this 1214-nucleotide messenger RNA. RefSeq names its product transcription factor CP2-like 1 (gene TFCP2L1). The transcript is spliced from 13 exons. NCBI's taxonomy places the organism in Eukaryota, Metazoa, Chordata, Aves, Phaethontiformes, Phaethontidae. Gene Ontology annotation, cellular component: nucleus. The annotation marks the transcript as partial. The record is from RefSeq and is a predicted model, not a curated record. Gene Ontology annotation, molecular function: RNA polymerase II cis-regulatory region sequence-specific DNA binding; DNA-binding transcription activator activity, RNA polymerase II-specific. Gene Ontology annotation, biological process: regulation of transcription by RNA polymerase II.